AUGUCAUCUCAGACGCCAAAGAUCCUGUUGCUGGGUGCAACUGGCUAUAUCGGUGGCAGCGUUCUCCAUCAUUUGCUUUGCCAUCCUUUCCUGACGUCAGUCAUCACCAGUACCAACCCGAUCACAACUCCCAUUCGCGGCAGCCCGGACCGACUCGCAAAGCUUACAGAAAACUAUGGAUCGCGUGUGAAUCCCACCCUUAUUUCCAGUCUUGACGAUGUAGAUGCGAUCACCGAGAUCGCCUCCAAGCACGAUAUCGUCAUCAACGCUGGGUCAGGCUUCCACCCGCCUUCCGCCGAGGGAGUUGUUCUUGGUCUCGCGAAGCGGAAAGCUGAGACCGCUGCACCGGUUUGGGUCAUUCACACGUCAGGCUGCUCCAAUAUCUCCGAUAAUCCCGUGACGGGCGUGGGACGCCCGAAUGUGGAAUAUGACGACGCCAAUGCCGACGAAGUCUUCGCUUUCGAAGAGGCGGAGAACAAGAAUGAAUGGUACGCCCAGCGCGCUUCAGAACUCAUCGUCCUUCGCACAGGAGAUGAUCUGAACGUGAAUGCAGCUGGCUUGAUGAUUCCCCUGACGAUGGCUUUCGUGCUUGAACAAGGUUACGCCUUCAGCUGUGGUAACGGCACAGGGGUGUUUGACUGGGUGCAUAUUGCGGAUUUGGCAGAUCUUUACGUGCUUUGCGUACUCAACAUCAUCCAAACUGGAGGAGAAAAUAUCCCUACCGGCAGAAGGGGUAUUAUCUUCCCAGCCGUUGGAAGAGCUUUGGCAACAGAUGUGGCGAAGAAGUGCCUCGAUCUUGCAUUCGCGAAUGGUAAUCUCCCCAAGGAGGGCACACCGCAGGCAAAAGAGACCCAUCAGCUUAGUAUUGAGGAUGCAGCAGCGAAAUUGGCUGCAGGUAACAUUGCCGUAACGGAAAAGACGUAUGCCGGACACCGAAAGAUGAAGGGAACUAUUGCAAGACGGAAUUUGGGGUGGAAGCCAAGACAUCUGAAAGACGCGUGGGAGAUGGACUUUGAUACGGAGCUUCGAGCUGCUUUGAAUGGCCAGAGGAUGUCUACUGUUGCAUCGUGUCUCGCCGCAGCAAAGUAA
This is a messenger RNA of Colletotrichum gloeosporioides, 1089 nucleotides long. RefSeq lists its product as uncharacterized. NCBI's taxonomy places the organism in Eukaryota, Fungi, Ascomycota, Sordariomycetes, Glomerellales, Glomerellaceae. The coding region runs from base 1 to 1089 and encodes 362 amino acids. The record is from RefSeq and is a predicted model, not a curated record. The transcript is spliced from 2 exons.